CUAUUUAUUAAGAAACUAGAAUCAAUUUAAAAUAUUUUAAAAUAACACAUUUUUAAAUAUUAUAUGAUCCCAUGGUGUUUCGUAGUGAAUGAUCGAAUUAUACUAUUCCUGUUCGCAGUUGCCAUUCACCGUAGAACGCUAGCAAGGACCUGUUGCUAAAUAUUUGUAUUAUCCAAGACACUGAUAAUUGUAUAUUUAUAUAUAUGUUAACAGACUCAAAACCGCAAUGGAGUUCGUAAAAAAAUGGGCGUGACCAGAAGGACUCCGAAAUUUUCAGCAUCGGAAAACCGCAAUUCAAGUUGCCACAGUCGCUGCGCCUGGAGCACGACUUCUACAGCUCCCGGCUCUUCCAGAAGAUGCAGCACGACCUGGAGAAGGUGAAUCGCAGUCUGGAGCUGUCCAAGGAGAACCCAAUGACCAGGGAUUUCAUUGAGAAAGCGGCCAUGACGCAGGAAAUGAUGCAGAUGAAGCACGCGGAAUUUGUGGAGAAGAAACGCCGCCAGCAACUGCGGCGGGAUUGCGAGGAACUAAGGGAUUUGGCGGAGCAACUGCGUCUAGCAGCCAUUUCUAAGGAGCUAGCCGAGAGUCUGGAGGACCGGAAACGCCAGCGUCAGCUGUCCGUGAGAGUGGAGGCCCAGGAAGUGGCCGAGGAGCGAUGCCUGCUGGAAGCCAAGGAACGCGAAAGAGAAGCCGCUUUGAAGGAGGAACAGCGACGCCUGCGUGAAUCCUUGGCACGACAAAUGGAGGAGAACCGGCGACGUCGCCAGCAGGAGCACGCCCAGGUGAUGAACGAUCGCGAGCUCAGCCUGCUGAGACAGAAGCAAAUCCAAGAGGAGGAUCGCGCCCAGCAGCUGGAAAUUGAACGGAAGAAGCUGCAGAAGCGCCAGGACAUGCUGCAGUCCAUCAAGGAAAACCAGGCUCUCAGGGAGUGGCAGCGGGCCCAGAACAACCAGGAGCUGGGUGACCUAGCCCAAAAACAAUCGGAAAUCGAGCGAAGGAAGCUCCAGUUGGAGGAGGAACGCCAGGAUGUGCAGCGCAAGAAGCAGGAGAUUAGCAUCCGCCUGGGUCAGCAGGUUAUGGAGAUAGAGAAUAAAAAACGCCAUCGGGACAAUCUGCUGCUGGAUCUGCUGGAGGCGGAAUACACGGCCAAGAGCGACGAGCGAUUCCGCCAGCAGCUGCAGCAGGAGCAGUUAUCGCGCCGGCGCACCAAACAGGAGUUGGAUCGCUACCGCCAGGAGGUGGAGCACCACAAGAUGGCCCAGAUGCAGCUGAAGCGGAUGGAGUUGGCCACGCAGCAGCAGGAGGCGCCGGAUGUGAGCAGUCAGGAAGCCGAGAAGCAGCUGGAGGAUUACCGCAGGCGCAGGGCCCAUGGGGCCACCUUGCUGGCCAUGAUCGAGGAUAACCAGCGGAAACGGGCGGAGGCCACCGCCGAAAAUAUCCAGUACUUCGAUGCUAAGACAAAGUCCGAUGCCGAACAGGAGGAGCGUGUCAAGCAGGAACGGCUGGCCAUGUUGGGCCAGGUUCCCGCCUCCGUUCUUCGGUAUCUGCCCAAACAUGUCCUGACCUCCAAGGAUCGCGAGCAUUUCUGCCGGGAGGAUGUGCAGGCGUUGGGCGGCGGAGAUUCCUAGUAUACUUCUAAAUUGUGGUUUCAAAAUGGUAAUACAUUCGAAUUGGUCCUUGGUCUCAACAUAUAUAAUUCAAAUUUUAACCGCCACUCCGCGUACGUGACGUGUACCAUUUAGGCAUGUGGCGUUGCCAGAUCUUUGUAUUUUCCCAUGCAGCUGCCACACCCAAAAAAAUGCCAUGUUCGCACCAAAGAAUAAACAUCCCUUGAGAAAUGGUUUCUGUCAACCAGAGGCGUAGUCGAAUGAGAAGGGGGGCUUGGGAGGUGAACGCUCCCACAGGCAGCAAUUUGAACACAGAGUAGAUACAAGCCAUUAUUCAGAUAACGAUUUAACCAGUAAUCCAUAGCAUUAAAAUAAAAUAAGAGCUGGGCUAUAAAUCGAUAGAAGACGUGCGCUAGUGUAACUUGGCUAUAACCGUGGCAAGAAAACAUAUCGAUUUAUGACCGAUAUUUCGAAAAUAUCGAUUCAUCGAUAUUGUCAUCGACCACCUCUAUGGCCAACGCUGACGCUUACUGUCAUUAAAAAUCUCACGUACAAACAAAAACACGGAAAUCGCUGUGAAAGGGCGUUGCACAAGUGACAGUGUUUUGGCAAAAUGCCCGGGCUAGUUUUGAUUAUGUUUAGCUGUGCCUAGAAGGCAAAGUGCGCGACGCUGAAACGCAAGAAUCGCGAGCAACCGAAACGCGGAAAUCGAAAA
Messenger RNA from Drosophila gunungcola (fruit fly), 2322 nucleotides. Its product is annotated as trichohyalin. The transcript has 3 exons. Gene Ontology annotation, biological process: cilium organization. Gene Ontology annotation, cellular component: motile cilium. Bases 357 to 1628 code for a protein of 423 amino acids. Lineage: Eukaryota; Metazoa; Arthropoda; Insecta; Diptera; Drosophilidae. The record is from RefSeq and is a predicted model, not a curated record.